CCCAUGGCUCCUUUUCACAUUUGCCAGUUCCAGGAGAGAGAUCGCAAAAGGGUCCUGGUCUUGUUUUCCCAGGGCAUGGAGGAGCACAUCUCUGCCACCUUCUACCACACACUCAUGCUGCCCAGAACCCUCCUGCUCCUACUUGGGGCACCCCUGGCUCUAGUCCUGAUGUCUGGUUCCUGGCUCCUGGCAAUUCUAUGCACCUUCUGUCUGCUCCUUUCCCUGUGGCUCCUUGCUAGAUACCCCUGGAGGAACUAUGUGGACACAUGUUUGCGUGCAGACAUGGCUGACAUCACCAAGUCCUACCUGAGUGGUCGUGGCUCCUGCUUCUGGGUGGCAGAAUCUGGUGAACAGGUAGCAGGCAUUGUGGGUGCUCUGCCAGUCAAGGAUCCACUGUUAGAGAGGAAACAGCUGCAGCUCUUCCACCUGUCUGUGUCCUUGCAGCAUCGAGGACUGGGGAUAGCAAAAGCCUUGGUGAUAACUGUCCUCCAGUUUGCACGGGACCAGGGCUACAGUGAAGUGGUCCUUAUCACCACUAAUAUACAGCAUGGUGCUGUUGGCCUCUAUCAGGGCAUGGGCUUCCAGAAAACAGGAGAACCCUCUAAAAUUAUCCUGAGUCUAUUGGCUAUUUCUAGAAUUCAUUUCAUGUAUCCCUUGUCUUCUGCUCAGGGAAAGAGACUGUGA
Molecule: messenger RNA, 684 nt
Organism: Jaculus jaculus (lesser Egyptian jerboa)
Lineage: Eukaryota; Metazoa; Chordata; Mammalia; Rodentia; Dipodidae
Product: N-acetyltransferase 8-like
Exons: 1
Coding region: 4-684 (226 amino acids)
Molecular function (GO): N-acetyltransferase activity
Source: RefSeq, a predicted model, not a curated record